AUGUCCGACAUCGAGCUGGACAAGUGUCUCUCCAUGGUCCACUGGCCGCUGGAAUGGCCUACCCCCUUACAACGUCUUCACAAUCCAACCGAAUCAACGAUCCCUUCAAGACAGACACCUCAGUUAAAACACACUCUCCCCAUCAGCAAUUUCAGAAAUGGCAACCCUGCGUCUAGAGGUGUUGGUGAAAAGGCACGCCUACUUUGUGUGAUCACCGUCAUCGCCUUUGUUUUACCCAGGCGUUCGUGUUCCUCACUCGACCCUGUCAUCAGUGACUUCGGCCCCGACAAAAUGACGUGCAGCCAACUGGGGACUGUUGGAUCACACACAGCUGAUGACAAGUGGUCGAAAGGAGAAGACACAAAUGCAAAGCAGAUCAGCAGUGGUUUGGUUGUCAGUGUCGUACUACUGCUGACCAGAAAAGUAGAGCCUGGCGUCGAUAUAGGCAGCAUCCAACCAACCACAACAAACUGCACAAGAUGGCCUGCAAGAACAUGCAUCACAUGCAAAAGAGGGCGACUGAACAAUGGAAAUGACCUACAACAGAAACAGUCUGGUCGCUUUGUUGGUGAUAAAACUACAGCCACACUGGCAAUCAUUAGCAUUAAAGUUGACGAAGUUAAGAAAACCCUUCAGCAUUUAGAUACGAAUAAAGCUAUGGUUGGGGACCAGAUUAGUUCCCGUCUGCUCAAAGGUUGUGCUGACCAAUUAGCAGAGCCCCUUUGCAGCAAGCUAAAGAGCUUUGGCAUCAGUGGGAACCUCCUGGACCUUCUUCAAAACUAUCUUCCUGGAAGAUCACUUUCCGUGGCGGUGAACGGCCACUCCUCCACCGAGUGCCCCAUCAGUGCCUCUGUGCCCCAAGGUAGCGUCCUCGGACCUCUGCUUUGGAACGUCUUCUUUAAUGACAUCCUGCAACUCAUAUCGGAGGCGUCAGCGUAUCCUGACGACUGCACGAUGUCAUUUACGUGUAAGCGAGACGACCAUCAGCGAACGAUAGUGCGCAUCAAUCAGACGCUUCAGAGCCUGGUGGCGUGGAGCCGGAGAUGGCAGGUGGCGCUGGCCCCAGAGAAGACACAGGCCUCCUUGCCCGCUCCAAACAUCCUCCUCGACGGCAAUAGAUUGUCUCUGCAAGAAUCCAUCAAGAUCCUCGGAGUAGAGGUCGAUAGCGGCUUAACAUACACGCGACACGUCCAGCCAGUGGCUAAGGCAGCUGCAUGGAAGCUUGGGUGCAUCCGUCGCAUCAUUCAUCUCCUGGACGGGCCUGGUGUAUCAGCACUCUACUACAAGUCGUAA
Penaeus monodon (black tiger shrimp) is the source of this 1293-nucleotide messenger RNA. RefSeq lists its product as uncharacterized. NCBI's taxonomy places the organism in Eukaryota, Metazoa, Arthropoda, Malacostraca, Decapoda, Penaeidae. The transcript has 7 exons. The record is from RefSeq and is a predicted model, not a curated record. The coding region runs from base 1 to 1293 and encodes 430 amino acids.